GAAUUCACCACGUGCGAAGCUCGCCGCUACUCUUCCGUCACUCAAAGCUCAUCACCCCAUAACAAACCGCCACAUACAAUAUAUACAAAUAUAUAUACACGUAUGCUUGCAUACAUAUGUAGCACCGCUCACCGUUCUAAGCUGGCACCGCCUUUGAGCCGGGGGAGCUCCCGUUUGUAUAUCAAUGAUGAUGGCAAUGGCGGCUCUCUCCGAGAGCGUUCUGCCACCCUCAUUCUCCGGCUCUAACAAAAAGUUUGCAGCAUGAGCACUCCGCCUGUUGAUCAAUCGCCUUCACUAAGCCGUUAGACGUCUGCACUCCGUCCGUUGAUCAUUUGCCUUCUCCAAGUCGUGAAUUGUUGACAGAAGACAAAAGGAAAAGAGCCAUUUCUGGAGAAACAUCAUGGUGAAUGAUAAUCUUUGGACUGAUGGGCUUAUAUGUGCUUUUGAAUUGGUACGAGGAAGACGGAAAAGGAGCCAUACCAAAGGUGGUACGAAAGUCCAGAUAGAGAGACAAGCAGCGAGAGAUGUGCCAAAGAAACAGGAGCCGACGGAUGAACGGAGUACGGUGCUCUCUUCCCUUAUCGAUGGAAGUAAGAUCAAUAGGUUUUCACCUACACGCGGAAAUGAUCCGUUGGAAAGGCAUGACAAUCACAGGGACUGUACCUUGGGCCACCUCGAUGAAAUUCAAGACUUUUCACGGAGCUACUGGGUGCCAAUCGGCUGGGCUAGAAUUUCCGAACUUGUCCAGACAGUGCAAGCAGAUGCUGCCUGGGCCUCACAGCCAAUCAACAUUUCGGAGGAGGAAGAUAACGUCACCGUUGCAGAUGUUGCGACUCCCUACUGGGAGCGACCGGUGGGCCCCACCUGGUGGUGCCAUGUAGCAGCAGAUCAUCCCGUCAUUAACAAAUGGUUGAGUAACGCUCCAUGGCUGCAUCCUGCAAUCAGUGUCGCUCUGCGCGAUGAAACAAGGCUAAUCAGUGAGCGGAUGAAGCAUCUUUUCUACGAGGUCCCUGUGAGAGUCGCAGGUGGACUGUUAUUCGAGCUGUUGGGGCAGUCAGCGGGAGACCCAUAUGCUGAUGAAGAUGACAUACCCAUCGUGCUACGAUCAUGGCACGCUCAGAAUUUUCUGAUUACUUCUUUGCACGUCAAAGGGUCUGCAACGAACAUUAAUGUCUUGGGUAUUGCCGAAGUGCAGGAGAUGCUUGCAGCGGGUGGUUUUAACAUACCACGAAGCAUCCAUGAGGUUAUAGCUCGGUUGGCUUGCCACCUAGCCCGAUGGGAUGAUAGAUUAUUCCGCAAAAAUAUAUUUGGUGCAGCAGAUGAAAUUGAAUUGAUGUUUAUGAACAGGAGAACACAAGAAGAUUUGCAUUUAUUCAGCAUAAUACUAAAUCAGGAAAUCAGAAGGUUGUCAACGCAGGUCAUAAGAGUGAAAUGGUCGCUCCACGCGAGGGAGGAAAUUGUGUUCGAGCUUCUGCAACAUUUGAAAGGAAGCGAGUCGAGGGCCUUGCUGGAAGGUGUAAGAAAGAGCACGAGGGAGAUGAUUGAAGAGCAGGAGGCAGUUCGAGGUCGCCUAUUCACGAUUCAAGAUGUCAUGCAGAGCACAGUCCGUGCAUGGUUACAGGAUAAAAGCCUUACUGUGACGCAUAAUCUCGGAGUCUUUGGGGGUUGCGGGCUUAUCCUCUCCAUAAUUACCGGGCUAUUUGGAAUCAAUGUCGACGGGAUUCCAGGAGCCGAGAAUUCCCCAUCUGCUUUCGCUCUGUUCUCACUGUGUCUCGUGCUCCUAGGAGCCGUAUUAAUUGCAAUCGGACUGGUCUACCUUGGGCUGAAGAAUCCCAUAGUCGAAGAGGACAUGGAGGUCAGGAAGCUCGAGCUCCAAGAGCUGGUGCGCAUGUUCCAGCAGGAAGCAGAAUCUCACGCCCAAGUCCGCAAGACCAUCGGACGGAACAACAUUCCCCCAACCAGCGCAGAUGUCUUCCUGGGGAAUGCAGGCUACGUUUUUAUCAGUUAAGUGCCUCGAACCGAAGUAACCAAGGCAAACUUUUACUGGCAUUUGAAGUGCCCACCUAUGAUCAGAAAAUUCUUGUCAGGCUACCUCGACGUGCAAAGAAGUCAUCAGAAAAUUUUGAGCAUGCCGUGAUCGUAGACUGUUAUUUAUGUCAUCUUUCAUUGACAUAUGGGUCUCCAGCUGACUGCUCCAACAGCUCGAAUAACAGUCCAACUCUCACGGAACCUGUCGACUGUAGGACAAAUUCCACGUGUUCUUAAACUUAUUUUGGACAGAUUAUUGUAGCCAUUGGAACCAUCAUUUUGUGAGAAUCGGGGCAAAUCAAUAUAAAUGGGUUAUAUGAA
Molecule: messenger RNA, 2349 nt
Organism: Punica granatum (pomegranate)
Lineage: Eukaryota; Viridiplantae; Streptophyta; Magnoliopsida; Myrtales; Lythraceae
Source: RefSeq, a predicted model, not a curated record